AUGAGUUACACGAGCACUGAGAGUGACCCUAAUGAGUCACCAGCUGCUGAUAAUGGAAGUGACUGCAGAAGUAGAUGGGAAGGAAAUGCUCUGAAGAAAGGGCCGUGGAGUUCAGCUGAAGAUGACAUUCUUGUUGACUAUGUGAAGAAGCAUGGUGAAGGUAACUGGAACGCUGUGCAGAAACACACGGGCCUGUCCCGUUGUGGUAAAAGCUGCCGCCUAAGGUGGGCUAAUCAUCUGAGGCCAAACUUGAAGAAAGGAGCUUUUAGUCAAGAAGAAGAACAGCUUAUUGUUGAAUUGCAUGCCAAGAUGGGGAAUAGAUGGGCGCGUAUGGCUGCACAUUUGCCAGGCCGGACAGAUAAUGAGAUAAAGAAUUACUGGAACACUCGCAUCAAGAGGCGACAACGAGCUGGUUUACCACUUUAUCCUCCUGAGAUGCAUCUUGAAGUACUCGAGUGGAGUCAAGAGUAUACCAAGAGUAGAGUUUUAGGAGGAGAUAUAAGACAUCAAGAUUUCUGGAAGCUAGGGAGUUGUGAGUCUAAUCUCUUCUUCGACAGUCUUAAUUUUGUUAACCACACGGUACCUGGUGCGUCUGACUUAGCAGAUGUGGCUGCGUGCAAUAUUCUUGGAAGCUUUGGUAGUUCUCCUCGAUAUGAAAACUUCAUGCCACCAUUGAUGCCCUCCUCAAAGCGACUUCGGGAAUCUGAAUCGUCGUUGUAUCCUGUCUGCAGCAGUACCAUAAAGCAAGAGUUCCCAUCGCCUGAACAUUUUCAGAACACAGCUACACAACAGAUUUCCAAAGCUUGCAGUUUCUCAGUUCCUUGUGAUGUUGAUCAUUCCCGCUACGGAAACCAACAUUCACCUGUUUUGAUACCAGGUAGCCAUACCUUUACAGAUGGCAUUGUUCCUGCUUCGAGCCCCUCACUUGGGGCAGUGAAGCUGGAGCUCCCUUCAUUCCAAUAUCCAGAAGCAACAUUUGAUCAGUGGAAGAAAUCGGUAUCUCCUCCACACUCAGACCUCCUUGAUCCCUUUGAUGCUUACAUUCAGUCUCCACCACCAACUAGGAGAGAAGAGUCGGAUUGUUUUCCGAAUUGCGAUACUGGUCUGCUUGAUAUGUUGCUUCUGGAGGCCAAGAUCAGAAAUAAUAGUACAAAGAACAGUUUGUACAAGAGUUGUGCUUCAACUACUCCAUCAGCUGAUGCAGGCGAGUUAAGUUUAUCCCAAAUUAAAUCAGAGAAGUUUGACCAUUCCCUUGAGAGUUUCCUCCAUUCCGAGAUUUCACUUUCAAAACAACACAAUGCAGAUGGACUUCCACUAAGGCAGAGAGGGAAAGAGCGGAAACCUGUCUUGGAUAUAACACGGCCUGAUGUUUUGCUUGCAUCAAGCUGGAUCGACCAUGGUUUAGGGAUUGUGAAAGAGACAGGUAACAUGAGCGACGCACUCGCGGCUCUCCUCGGUGAUGACAUAGGCAAUGACUAUAUGAAUCUGAAUAUUGGGGGAUCCUCUGGAGUAGGGUCUUGUUCUUGGAGCAACAUGCCUCCCGUCUGUCAAAUGACGGAACUACCGUAA
Messenger RNA from Microthlaspi erraticum, 1569 nucleotides. NCBI's taxonomy places the organism in Eukaryota, Viridiplantae, Streptophyta, Magnoliopsida, Brassicales, Brassicaceae. The record is from the annotation of a GenBank genome assembly.